AUGAACACCGACGCGGCCCCGGCGUGGCUGCCUUCAUAUCUCGUCCCCUUCUUCACGCUCUCCUACCCCACUGCGCGUCCAGCCAACCCAGACUCGUUCCCGAACUCGAACUACUACGUGACCGGCCUCCUCGAUGGCUGCAUUAUCAUCACCGCAAUUGCCGUCAUGGCCGUCCUACGUGACGCGACGCGUCUCUUCGUCAUGGAGCCCUUCGCCCGCUGGAAGCUCGGCCGGGACCUGCGGCUCUCCAAGCAGAAGGCGGCGGCGCUCGCUAACGGGAAGGCAAACGGGAAUGGACAUGCAAACGGGAACGGCCAUGCCGCAUACGCGAACGGCUCCGCUAUUUCAAGGAAGGAAGCUAAGAAGAUGCAUCGAAGCGUGAUUCGCUUCGCCGAGCAGGGCUGGUCCGUCGUUUAUUACACUGCUCAAUGGUCCUUCGGCCUGUACGUUCACCGGAACUUCCCUACCAAAGUCCUGAACCCUAUCAACGUCUGGCCCGGUUAUCCCCAUAUACCCCUUGCCGGCACCGUCAAGUUCUAUUACCUCCUACAGACCGCCUUCUAUAUGCACCAGGUCCUUAUCAUUAAUGCGGAGGCACGCCGGAAGGACCACUGGCAGAUGAUGACACACCAUGUCAUCACCAUAUUCCUCAUGAUUGGCAGCUACUUCUACAACUUCACGCGCAUCGGCUGUCUCAUCAUGGUUCUCAUGGACUGGUGUGACAUCUUCCUUCCGCUGGCGAAGAUGAUCCGUUACCUAGGACACACAACAGCUUGCGACGUCGCGUUCGUGGUGUUCCUGAUCUCCUGGUUUGUUACGCGACACGUGCUCUUCAUCUUGGCAAUCAAGGCAACUUGGGACGCGCUGUAUAUCACUCCUAGCAUAUGGGAUCCAAUCCGCGGACAGUACAUGACGAAGGAGAUUUACAUGACGUUCAUAGCUAUGCUGGUAGCAUUGCAGAUUAUCCAAUUGAUCUGGUUCUGGAUGGUGUGCCGGGUUGCGUACCGGGUCGUAACCGGCCAAGGUGCGGAGGACACACGGAGUGAUGACGAAGAGUGA
This is a messenger RNA of Trametes versicolor FP-101664 SS1, 1059 nucleotides long. RefSeq names its product longevity assurance proteins LAG1/LAC1. Gene Ontology annotation, molecular function: sphingosine N-acyltransferase activity. Gene Ontology annotation, cellular component: membrane. The record is from RefSeq and is a predicted model, not a curated record. The coding region runs from base 1 to 1059 and encodes 352 amino acids. NCBI's taxonomy places the organism in Eukaryota, Fungi, Basidiomycota, Agaricomycetes, Polyporales, Polyporaceae. The transcript is spliced from 4 exons. Gene Ontology annotation, biological process: ceramide biosynthetic process.